Messenger RNA from Drosophila innubila, 2440 nucleotides. RefSeq names its product endophilin-A (gene EndoA). Lineage: Eukaryota; Metazoa; Arthropoda; Insecta; Diptera; Drosophilidae. Bases 529 to 1638 code for a protein of 369 amino acids. Gene Ontology annotation, molecular function: protein binding. The transcript is spliced from 2 exons. Gene Ontology annotation, cellular component: glutamatergic synapse; cytoplasm; presynapse. Gene Ontology annotation, biological process: synaptic vesicle uncoating. The record is from RefSeq and is a predicted model, not a curated record.
GCAUGUACACAGCCAAAUAUCGAUUUAGUUUGGAAGAGGAAAAACGACCCCCGCGUCCAACACACCAGCCCCAAAGGCAGAGGGAGAAAUAGUAGUAGUAACGACAGUCCUUCACACAUUACGCAGCCAUUCGUCGGGGAAAACUCCAAGGUUUUGCAUAAAUAAAAAAACGAGAAGUGUCAACGCUGCGUGAGAAGAUAGAAGCUUAGAACGUGCAGCGCAAACGAAUCGAGUGAAAGUGCGAAAUUCAAGUCAGAAAAAUCAAAAUUCUCUGCGACUGGCGUUUGUUACAAUUUCUUCCAGUAUUAUCCACACACAAACACACACACAGCCUCACAGAGUGUCAGCCCCAGCAGAGAACUUAGUUAUCCACCCCCAACCGACAACUGCACGCCGCCAACCGCGUCGUUGACAUCAAACCACUGAGAGCAUCACUUGCACCACUUGCAGCAGCGACAGAGGCAGCAGCGGCAGCGCAGCAGCAGCAGCAGCUCCAUCAUUAACAGCAAAAACAUAAAAAGCAACGCGAUGGCUUUCGCUGGACUGAAGAAGCAGAUCAACAAAGCCAAUCAAUAUGUGACGGAGAAGAUGGGUGGUGCGGAGGGCACCAAGCUGGAUUUGGAUUUUAUGGACAUGGAGCGCAAGACGGACGUGACCGUCGAACUUGUGGAAGAGCUGCAAUUGAAGACGAAGGAGUUUCUGCAACCAAAUCCGACGGCACGGGCCAAAAUGGCAGCCGUCAAGGGCAUAUCGAAGCUAUCGGGACAGGCGAAAUCGAAUACGUAUCCACAGCCCGAGGGCCUGCUGGCCGAGUGUAUGUUGACUUAUGGUAAGAAGCUCGGCGAGGACAACAGCGUGUUCGCGCAGGCGCUCGUCGAGUUUGGCGAAGCGCUAAAACAAAUGGCCGACGUCAAGUAUUCGCUGGACGACAACAUCAAGCAGAACUUUUUGGAGCCGCUGCAUCAUAUGCAGACCAAAGACCUCAAGGAGGUCAUGCACCAUCGAAAGAAGCUGCAGGGCCGGCGUCUCGACUUUGACUGUAAGCGUCGCCGGCAGGCCAAAGAUGAUGAAAUUCGUGGUGCUGAGGAUAAGUUUGCCGAAUCAUUGCAAUUGGCACAGGUGGGCAUGUUCAAUUUGUUGGAGAACGAUACCGAACAUGUCUCACAGUUGGUGACUUUUGCUGAAGCACUUUACGAUUUUCACUCUCAAUGCGCCGAUGUGCUGCGUGGCCUGCAGGAGACGCUGCAAGAGAAGCGUGCCGAGGCAGAGAGCCGGCCACGCAAUGAGUUUGUGCCCAAGACGCUGCUCGAUCUGAACUUGGACGGCGGUGGCGGCGGCCUCAUUGAUGACGGCACGCCGUCCCACAUUAGCUCGAGCGCCUCGCCGUUGCCCUCGCCGAUGCGCUCGCCAGCCAAGUCAAUGGCCGUAACGCCGCAGCGCCAGCAACAGCCCUGUUGCCAAGCACUCUACGACUUUGAUCCCGAGAAUCCCGGCGAGCUUGGCUUCAAAGAGAACGACAUUAUAACUCUAUUAAAUCGCGUCGAUGACAAUUGGUAUGAGGGUGCCGUCAAUGGUCGAACCGGCUACUUCCCGCAGUCCUAUGUGCAGGUGCAGGUACCACUGCCCAAUGCCAACUAAAUCUGUAGAUGAAGAGCAUGAAUUAUAAUUAAAACUGAAUGUUGGUUUCGUCGUCAACGGCGACCAGUUUGGCAGCACAUGCAUACAAUACAUAUGUAGUAGUUGAUUAAAUGCGGAUUAAUACGGUUAUAGUUACGGUUACGGCUUAGCUAGCACAGCACAUUCAUUCGUGGCCAUAAACAGCAAUUGAAACAGCAAAUGCAACAUGCAACAUGCAACAUACAACAUACAACAAGCAACUAACAAAUAGCAAAUAGCAAAACAAGCAUAGCAAGCGAUAAGCGUUAAGUAACCAAAUUUAAAAGCGAAAUUUUACCAGUUGGCAACACAAUAACUAAUAAAUUAAUUACAAUUAAAUUAAAGUAUGUAAUUAUGUACUACUAUUUACUACAUUUUCAAAUUGUUCAAAUGCCGAAUAGAAGAUUUUCCAUGCGUUUUCCAGUAUGUCUGCAAUUGUUCGUUCAACUUUUGAAUUCAACAUUUUUUAUUAAUGCUAAAUCAACAAAAAAAAAAAACUAUUUCGAUUCAGAUAUGCAAAAUGUAUUUAUUAACACAAAAUUUUGGCAGAAUGUCAACUCAAUAUAUAAAUUAGAUAGAUAUACAUACAUACACAUAAUACAUGCAUAAAUAUGUUGCGAUUUUGCGAUGUUGCAAUUUUUCUGCUUUCUUAUAAAUUGAUCGUUGUAAUUUCAAGCUAAUUUCCAUUGCGCUCUCUAUGCAAAACGCUAUCUACCUACCUAACAGCAUAUACCUACUAGUAUACCUAUACCUAUUAUUAUUAUUGUAAAACUAUCCUAAAAAA